Molecule: messenger RNA, 1584 nt
Organism: Talaromyces atroroseus
Lineage: Eukaryota; Fungi; Ascomycota; Eurotiomycetes; Eurotiales; Trichocomaceae
Exons: 6
Coding region: 1-1584 (527 amino acids)
Biological process (GO): protein folding
Cellular component (GO): cytosol; nucleus
Molecular function (GO): ATP binding; ATP-dependent protein folding chaperone
Source: RefSeq, a predicted model, not a curated record
AUGAGUGACGAGACUGGCGCAGCUGGCCAGGCCGGCGAGCGGUUCGCCAUCGGUAUCUCCUUUGGAAACUCCAGCAGCUCCAUCGCUUUCACAGGCCCUGAAGGAAAAGCUGAAGUCAUUGCCAACGAAGAAGGAGAUCGUCAGAUUCCAUCCAUCCUGUCGUAUGUCGAAAGCGAGGAAUUCCAUGGAACACAGGCAAAGGCGCAACUUGUGCGCAACUCGAAAAACACUGUUGGAUUCUUCAGGGACUACCUGGGAAAGGACUUCAAAUCGAUAGACCCUACUCCUUCUCAUCAGUCUGCACACCCUCAGCAAGUUGACUCCACGGUUGCCUUUUCCAUCAACGACACCGAGUCCGAAACGCCCAGCACUGUCACCGUUUGUGAAAUCACAACCCGUCAUCUCCGCCGCCUGGAGAAGUCCGCCUCUGACUUCUUGGGUAAGAAAGUCAAUGCAGCAGUUAUUACUGUCCCAACAAACUUUUCCGACGCACAACGUGAGGCGCUCAUCGCGGCAGCCAAGAAUGCCGAUAUUGAGGUCCUGCAAUUAAUCCACGAGCCGGUUGCCGCUCUCUUGGCUUACGACGCCAGGCCUGAUGCAGUCAUCGAAGACAAACUCGUUGUCGUGGCUGAUUUUGGUGGAAUUCGCUCGGACGUUGCAGUCGUCGCCUCGCGUGGUGGAAUGUACACGGUCCUUGCUACCGUCCACGACUACGAGUUGGGAGGUGCGAACCUGGACCAGGUCGUCAUUGACCAUUUUGCCAAAGAAUUUAUCAAAAAGCACAAGGUGGACCCUCGUGGAGAUGCUCGUGGCUUGGCUAAAUUGAAGCUUGAGUGCGAGGCCACAAGGAAGGCCUUGAGUAUUGGAACCAACGCCACUUUGAGCAUCGAGAGUCUCGUUAGUGGUAUCGACUACGGCUCUACGAUCAACCGCACAAGAUACGAGCUCUUGUCCGGCAAAAUCUUUGCUCAAUUCACUGGCUUGAUUGAGUCUGCAGUCAAGAAGGCCGAGCUUGAUGUUUUGGAUAUCGAUGAGGUAAUUCUCGCUGGUGGUACUUCCCACACCCCCAAGCUCGCCCGUCUCCUGGAGAGUAUCUUCCCCGAAAAGACAAAGAUUCUUGCACCAUCCACGUCGCCAUCUGCCAUCAACCCGUCUGAACUUUCAGCCCGUGGUGCCGCCUAUCAGGCCUCUUUGAUCCAGGAAUUCGAGACAGAAGACAUUGAACAGUCAAUUCACCCAGUAGUCACCGCCACACCACACCUUAGCAAGACAAUCGGAGUGCAACUUGUAUCCGCAGACGAGAGUACUAUUUUCCGUCCGCUAGUCAAUGCCGAAACCGCCCUCCCAGCCCGUCGCGUUGCUCAGUACGCCGUCCCGAAAGCUGGAGGGGACGUCCUUGUGCGCAUCAGCGAAGGCGAGCGCGAGAUCAAGUCAAUUGCCGAGGUGGCCAUUAAGGGCGUCAAGGCCGGCGGUAAAGUCGAGGUCACUAUUAACAUCAACUCGGAUCUUGGUGUACAAAUCACUGCGCGCGAAGUUGGUGAAAAGGGUGGUGUGCGACUUGCUGUUGAAUCUCCAUCUGCUUAA